Phymastichus coffea is the source of this 2306-nucleotide messenger RNA. Its product is annotated as homeobox protein H2.0-like. Gene Ontology annotation, molecular function: DNA-binding transcription factor activity, RNA polymerase II-specific; DNA binding. The record is from RefSeq and is a predicted model, not a curated record. Gene Ontology annotation, biological process: neuron differentiation; central nervous system development; regulation of DNA-templated transcription. The coding region runs from base 523 to 1767 and encodes 414 amino acids. The transcript has 6 exons. NCBI's taxonomy places the organism in Eukaryota, Metazoa, Arthropoda, Insecta, Hymenoptera, Eulophidae.
AUCAUUAUUUCGCGCGUGGUGAAGUGCGCGACCACGAGUGUUCUCGUUGUUCUCCGGAAGUGAGGCUUUUUUUGAUUCGGGUAACGACACGUGAUUUCUUACUGGAAACGCGAUUGACUUUGAACGUGAAGCUUUGAGUUUGAUGCGAUCUCGUAAUGAAAUAGUGCAGUUUUACUUAUGUUGGAAGAGUAACAUCUUAGUACAUAGUUACAGGUGAUUAUCGUCGAAUUUCGAGAGCCGUUCGAGAGAGUUUGCAGCUAUGAUUGAUUGACGAGGUGCAGGGUGAUAAAUCUAUAAAAAGUCCGACUUAUUUUGAACUGGAUAAUAUUGGCAUAGUUGAAAUAUCUGAAUAGUAACUCCGAUGGAUUUGCCGCGAUGCUUUUCGAACAACCAUUAGAGCUUUCCAACCAUUCAACGCGGGCUUCCUACAAAAAAGACGUUAAUUAAGCAAAAAUGAUAUUAUGUUAGAGACAAUGUAUAGCAGAACAUCUAGGCUGAAUUGUUAGUGUGAACCACAUAAACAUGGACUCGACGGACCAAACAAUGGCGGAGGAUUUAUCCUCGGAUCGCAGUGAUAGCAGUAACGCGAGCACGGGUUCAGAGCAACCGUCGCUAGCUGGUUUUCAACCGUACAACAGAAAUAGUAUGGAGGAUUUAACGAGGCAUCGAAACGAUGACGAAGAUCCGUCCGUCGGUAGAUUUGCUGACGCGCCAAUUGCCUUGGACAAACCUAAGGAUUAUGCACCGCAGAGACCCGACGUGUACGAGUCGUCGAGCGUCGACGAGCCGCCGCUCGGCGUGUUUCGCGCUGGCGCCGGUGCGAACGCCAGCAAGGACCAAACGGAAGCGAUGUACAGCUUCUGCCGCGAGAUUCGCGAGAUCAAGCAGAAGAAUUUGCACGCAACUCUUGAACGCGCCAUUGGUGCUGGCAAGGAACUCGAACUUGUCAAAAGUUACUCUUUCCCGCUCGACAGGAUGAAGGAGUUUGGUGGAUUAACGAGGAUUGGCAGCAUCGCUUUGGAUAGGCUUCGCGCCGGUCCUUUGUAUGGCGAAGGCAAUUCAUCUCUCGAGCCGGAAGAUCUAAAAAAUCUACAACAGUUGCAAUCCCGUGGUGCAGCGCUAGGUCAAGAUGCAACAAUUGCCUUCGAGCGGUUAAGGCACUCGCAUCCCUUGUUUCAAGCUGGAGACCCUAACCAUCAGAACUCAACGAAUCCCGCACAUUUUUCUCAUUAUCAUCAUCUGCAACCACAUCAUGCCAUCACGCAGAUUCAAGCACACGGGGCUGCAUCGCCACAUCAACCUGGACAGCAGCAAACUAAAUCUUUUACAAUCGAUGCUAUACUGGGUCUUAGAGGUGGCGCACAAAGAGACAAACAUGUUCGCUGCCAUGCGUACAGGAAACAUCAGGGUCAAGAAGGCACAGCAAAAAGCUUGUCCUCCAGCUCCUGCUCGAACGGUGCCAAUGGCGGUAGUAACGCAAGUGGAGCUAGCGGCAAGCUCAAGCGGGUCCGCACUAUAUUUACGGCCGAGCAGCUCGAGCGACUCGAAGGCGAAUUUGCUAGACAGCAGUACAUGGUGGGACCCGAACGAUUAUACUUGGCGCACGCAUUACGUUUAACGGAAGCACAAGUGAAGGUAUGGUUUCAAAACAGACGGAUCAAGUGGCGGAAACUCAACCACGAACAGCAAAGUCAAAGGUUGCACGAGAUGCGUCAAGGUCCCGAACGCGAUGAAAUUAGCAAUGAAAAUUCGCCAGUCGAGUGGUGAAACGCUUCAAUGUCCGUGAGUUUGAUCAAAAGGGACGUGAAAUGAACAAGAAUAAACCGAAUUAUCGCGAGUGUGAAAAAAUUCUAUAGAAUUUGUUUAUAUAGACAAUUGAUUUUUAAGUUCGCGAUUCGUCGACUUUUAUCGUUGGAUUUAUAAAAACGACGAUUGUGGUAUGGCAGAUCCACCAAAGAGUUAUACAUUUAGUAGUGCACAUCUUUAUGUAUAUUUAGCGCAAAAUAUCACAGAUAUUUAAUAAGACUUACAAGUACUAUUUGCACAGUGUCAGUACAAAAUAAACGAUCACGAAUGUUCAUUUCGUUAGCUUAUGUAUGCAAAAAAAAAUCAUUUAUUCAAAUAACGAAAAAAGUGAAGACGAAGAUGUCAAGUUGUCGUAGAUAUGGAAUUGUCAAAAAACAUAUAUUGACAGGUUCAUUUGUCGCUGCAAGUUAUAUCAGGACUAUAUUAUUACUAUAGAUCAAAUUGGUAUUUUUUUUAAGUUGAAUUGUGCAAUGUGUCAAACUUUGUUAUCUACCUUUUAC